AUGUACAAAGGAUCCUGUUCAGAUAAGGAAGAUGAAGAUGGGGGUGGGAAGGGAGGUGUCUGUACAGGGCCUGAUAGCUCCUGGGAGCCUGUCGAGUUCAAGGGGAACUUUAAUUACACACCUAGCUUUCCUCGACUUCUCGGAGGGCUUAGCGAUUUCCCUUCACCCCGCAAGCCUCUAGUUUCUCGGGAGCAGCAGCAGCGGCAGCAGCAGCAGCCCGGACCUCGAGUCCGGGUCCAGCGCGGAGCUCACGGCGCGAGCUUCGCCCUCCCGGGACUGAGUCAGCGCCCGGGCCCCGGAGUUCGGCGGGAGGCGCAGGGCGGGGCUUCCUCCCGCCGACUCGGAGCCCAGCUCUACUUUUCCGAGUCCACGUCUCUCUGCCUUCUGUCAGGCGUGGUUCCUCCAGGUCGGGGCCUGGGCCAACCUGAUAGCCCCGGUGCCGUCCGGAGGAUCGAUCUCCCUUCUCCGUCCUCCUGUCCUUCCCCGGGCAACCUGUGUGGCAGGAGAGAUGAAAUACUUGAUCAGCUUGAACGGGUCUUUUUACGACUUGGCCAUGCUGAAACAGAUGAACAGUUGCAAAAUAUUAUAUCUAAAUUCCUUCCUCCUGUUUUGCUCAAACUGUCCAGCACCCAAGAAGGAGUGCGGAAAAAGGUAAUGGAGCUACUGGUUCACUUGAAUAAGCGUAUAAAAAGCCGCCCCAAAAUUCAACUCCCAGUAGAGACAUUGUUGGUUCAGUACCAGGAUCCUGCUGCAGUUUCCUUUGUCACAAAUUUUACUAUAAUUUAUGUGAAGAUGGGCUAUCCUCGCCUGCCAGUAGAAAAACAAUGCGAACUGGCCCCUACCCUUCUUACUGCCAUGGAAGGGAAGCCUCAGCCACAACAGGACAGCUUAAUGCAUCUUUUAAUACCAACCCUUUUUCACAUGAAAUACCCUGUUGAAUCAUCAAAAUCAGCUUCUCCGUUUAAUCUUGCUGAGAAACCAAAGACUGUGCAGCUGCUUUUGGACUUCAUGCUGGAUGUUCUUCUUAUGCCUUAUGGAUAUGUGUUAAAUGAAACCCAGAGCCGCCAAAACUCAUCAUCAGCACAGAGUUCUUCUUCAAACAGUGGGGGAGGUUCUGGUAUCCCACAGCCUCCCCCAGGAAUGAGCUUUUAUGCAGCUAAACGUGUUAUUGGUGAUAACCCAUGGACACCUGAACAGCUGGAGCAGUGCAAAUUGGGCAUAGUGAAAUUCUUAGAAGCUGAACAGGUGCCUGAACUCGAGGCUGUUCUCCACCUGGUGAUUGCUUCUAGUGAUACACGCCACAGUGUGGCAACAGCAGCAGACCUGGAAUUAAAAAGCAAACAAAGCUUAAUUGACUGGAAUAAUCCUGCCAUCAUUAAUAAGAUGUACAAGGUAUACCUUGGAGAUAUACCAUUGAAGACAAAAGAGGGUGCAGUUCUGAAGCCAGAGCUGAAAAGAGACCCAGUCAGUACCAGAGUCAAAUUAAAGAUUGUCCCCCAUCUCCUUCGCUCUCGACAAGCUGCCGAAACGUUCCCAGCUAAUAUUCAGGUGGUAUAUGAUGGACUUUUUGGUACAAAUACAAAUUCAAAGUUAAGAACAUUAUCCCUGCAAUUUGUACAUCACAUUUGUAUAACCUGUCCAGAAAUCAAGAUUAAACCAUUAGGUCCAAUGCUUUUGAAUGGCCUCACGAAGCUAAUCAAUGAAUAUAAAGAGGACCCUAAACUACUGUCAAUGGCAUAUUCAGCUGUUGGAAAACUCUCCAGUCGAAUGCCCCAAUUAUUUACUAAGGAUAUAGCUCUUGUGCAGCAGCUUUUUGAAGCCUUGUGCAAGGAAGAACCUGAGACUCGACUUGCUAUCCAAGAAGCAUUGUCUAUGAUGGUUGGAGCUUAUAGUACUUUAGAAGGAGCACAGCGAACACUGAUGGAGGCACUUGUGGCUUCAUACUUAAUAAAGCCUGAAGUUCAAGUUCGACAAGUAGCUGUGAAAUUUGCCAGCACGGUGUUUCCCUCAGAUCAUAUACCUUCCAGAUAUUUACUCCUAUUGGCUGCAGGAGAUCCACGAGAAGAAGUUCAUGGAGAAGCACAGCGAGUAUUAAGGUGUCUUCCUGGGAGAAACUCAAAAGAAAAUGCUUCCAAGCAGAUGCCCUCUUUUCCAGAAAUGGUACAUUAUAUCCAAGAAAAGGCUUCCCAUCGAAUGAAAACUCCAGUCAAAUACAUGACUGGGACCACUGUCCUUCCCUUUAACCCAGCAGCAUUUGGAGAGGUAGGACUUUCAUAUAUUGCUAGUCUGAUGAAUAGCAGUAAAGAAGAAAUGCGUGAAUUGGCAGCGUUGUUUUAUUCUGUGGUCGUAUCAACCGUGUCAGGAAAUGAGUUGAAGUCAAUGAUAGAACAACUUAUAAAGACUACAAAAGACAAUCAUAGCCCUGAGAUACAACAUGGAUCCUUACUUGCAUUGGGAUUCACAGUGGGAAGAUACCUGGCUAAAAAGAAAAUGAGAAUGGCAGAGCACCAAGACCUGGAGGCUGAUGCAAGUUUCCUGCCUGACCAAGAGGAGCUCAUUCAGACUGCCACAGAAACAAUAGGUUCAUUUCUGGACAGUACAUCCCCACUUUUGGCAAUUGCUGCCUGUACAGCCCUGGGUGAAAUUGGCAGAAAUGGUCCACUCCCUAUCCAAAGUGAGGGAUCUGGCUUUACCAAGCUGCAUCUUGUUGAAAGCUUACUAAAUAGAAUUCCUUCCAGUAAAGAAACAAAUAAGAUGAAAGAACGAGCAAUCCAAACAUUGGGGUAUUUUCCAGUUGGGGAUGGGGAUUUUCCUCACCAGAAACUUCUCUUGCAAGGUCUCAUGGAUUCUGUGGAGGCCAAACAGAUAGAACUUCAGUUCACCAUUGGCGAAGCCAUUACCAGUGCUGCUAUAGGAACCAGUUCCGUGGCUGCCCGAGAUGCCUGGCUUGUGACUGAAGAAGAAUAUACUCCUCCAGCUGGUGCCAAAGUGAAUGAUGUGGUCCCAUGGGUAUUGGAUAUUAUAUUAAAUAAACACAUCAUCAGCCCUAACCCACAUGUAAGGCAAGCAUCCUGCAUCUGGCUCCUUUCCCUUGUAAGGAAGCUAAGUACCCAUAAAGAAGUGAAGUCUCAUCUUAAAGAAAUUCAAAGUGCAUUUGUUUCAGUUCUGUCAGAAAAUGAUGAACUUAGCCAAGACGUUGCCUCAAAAGGCCUUGGGUUGGUUUAUGAACUAGGAAACGAGCAGGAUCAACAGGAGUUGGUAUCUACACUUGUAGAGACACUCAUGACUGGCAAAAGAGCUAAACAUGAAGUUUCUGGAGAGACAGUGGUAUUUCAAGGAGGAGGCCUUGGCAAAACACCUGAUGGCCAGGGGCUUUCUACGUAUAAAGAACUAUGUUCUCUGGCAAGUGAUCUUAGUCAGCCAGAUCUGGUGUAUAAAUUUAUGAAUUUGGCCAACCAUCAUGCAAUGUGGAACUCAAGGAAGGGUGCUGCUUUUGGUUUUAACAUAAUUGCUACAAGAGCUGGAGAACAGCUGGCUCCUUUUCUGCCUCAACUAGUUCCUCGUCUUUAUCGUUAUCAGUUUGAUCCCAACCUUAGUAUUCGACAAGCUAUGACAAGUAUCUGGAAUGCAUUGGUUACUGACAAAACAAUGGUGGAUAAAUAUUUGAAGGAAAUUCUUCAAGAUUUAAUUAAGAACCUUACCAGCAAUAUGUGGAGAGUUCGAGAAUCCAGCUGUUUAGCUUUGAAUGACUUAUUGAGAGGAAGACCCUUAGAUGACAUCAUUGAUAAACUUCCAGAAAUUUGGGAAACCCUUUUUAGAGUGCAAGAUGAUAUCAAGGAGUCUGUACGCAAAGCAGCAGAAUUAGCACUGAAAACUCUGAGCAAGGUUUGUGUGAAAAUGUGUGACCCUGCCAAAGGAGCAGCGGGCCAGAGAACCAUCGCUGUCCUCCUCCCUUGCCUUCUGGACAAAGGAAUGAUGAGUCCUGUGACAGAAGUUCGAGCCCUCAGCAUUAAUACCCUUGUGAAGAUCAGUAAAAGUGCAGGAGCCAUGUUGAAACCACAUGCACCAAAACUCAUCCCUGCUCUGCUGGAGUCCUUAAGUGUAUUGGAGCCCCAAGUUCUCAAUUAUUUGAGUCUCCGGGCUACAGAUCAAGAAAAGGCUGCGAUGGAUAGUGCUCGACUAAGUGCUGCCAAGUCAUCUCCUAUGAUGGAAACAAUCAACAUGUGCCUGCAAUACCUUGAUGUUUCAGUGUUGGGUGAACUAGUUCCUAGGUUAUGUGAACUGAUCAGAAGUGGUGUAGGUCUUGGAACGAAGGGAGGCUGUGCCAGUGUCAUUGUGUCUUUAACCACUCAGUGCCCACAGGACAUAACACCUUACUCAGGUAAACUUAUGAGUGCUUUGCUUAGUGGCCUGACAGAUCGGAACAGCGUGAUUCAGAAAUCCUGUGCAUUUGCUAUGGGCCAUUUAGUCCGGACCUCACGGGAUAGCAGUACUGAAAAACUGCUGCAGAAGCUUAAUGGCUGGUAUAUGGAGAAAGAAGAACCCAUCUAUAAGACCUCUUGUGCUUUGACUAUUCAUGCAAUUGGACGAUACAGCCCUGAUGUAUUGAAAAACCAUGCCAAAGAAGUUCUGCCCUUAGCAUUUCUAGGCAUGCAUGAAAUAAUUGAUGAGGAGAAAUCUGAAAAAGAAGAAUGUGACUUAUGGACUGAAGUUUGGCAGGAAAAUGUGCCUGGUUCCUUUGGAGGCAUUCGAUUAUACCUGCCGGAGUUGAUUGCCAUUACCCAGAAGGCUUUACAGUCUCAGUCCUGGAAAAUGAAAGCCCAGGGUGCAAUCGCCAUGGCGUCCAUUGCAAAACAAACCAGCAGUCUUGUGCCUCCAUAUCUGGGGAUGAUACUGAGUGCAUUGCUGCAGGGCCUGUCUGGGAGAACAUGGGCAGGAAAGGAAGAACUAUUGAAAGCCAUUGCCUGUGUGGUGACAGCUUGCAGUGCAGAGCUGGAAAAGUCUGUGCCCAGUCAACCCAGCAUAAAUGAAAUUCUUCAAGCUGUUUUGAAGGAAUGUUGCAAAGAGAACCUCAAAUACAAGAUUGUAGCAAUCAGUUGUGCAGCUGAUAUUUUAAAGGCCACCAAAGAGGACAGAUUCCAGGAGUUUUCUGACAUUGUCAUACCUCUCAUCAAGAAGUUUGGUUAUGAACUCCCAUUGCUCCUCUCCCCUUCUGUGUUCUUAUGUCUGUUCCUCCUUUAUUCCUUGUUACUCCUCUGUACAUACUUUCCUUCUCUGGCCUACUUUGUUUGUUUUUUUUUCCCAGGUUGUUAUCGUCAGGAGCUGUGCAAGCUGAUGUGCGAACGGCUGAGACUCAGCACUUGGAAAGUGCAGCUAGGUGUCCUACAGUCAAUGAAUGCCUUUUUUCAGGGGUUAAUGCUUUUAGAAGAAGAACACGCAGAUCCUGAGGCUUUGACUGAAAUUCUCCUUGAAACUUGUAAAUCCAUCACAUAUUCUUUAGAAAAUAAGACCUACUCAUCUGUGAGAACAGAAGCUUUGUCUGUGAUAGAAUUACUGCUUAAAAAACUUAAAGAAUCUAAACAGUGGGACAGUUUGACAUCUGAAUGCAGGGUGCUCCUGAUUGAGUCUUUAGCUACUAUGAACACAGACAGCAGACCUGAGCUGCAGGAAAAAGCAUCGUUUCUGAAGAAAACACUUGAAAAUCUGGAGUAAAGGGGAAUGGGAAGACUGAAACAAAUGCUAUGGUCCCUGGGGGUUGAAAUGGUGUUCUUUAAAAAAACCAAGUGGGGAAAAGUAAAGAUUAAUCUGUAGCAUGCAUCAUUCCUUGGCUGAAAUAAUAACAAUAAAAAGCCUUAAAUUUUG
Dipodomys ordii (Ord's kangaroo rat) is the source of this 5862-nucleotide messenger RNA. It is a transcript of the gene Ecpas, whose product is annotated as KIAA0368 ortholog. Gene Ontology annotation, cellular component: cytoplasm; nucleus. The coding region runs from base 1 to 5712 and encodes 1903 amino acids. Gene Ontology annotation, molecular function: molecular adaptor activity. The record is from RefSeq and is a predicted model, not a curated record. The transcript is spliced from 50 exons. NCBI's taxonomy places the organism in Eukaryota, Metazoa, Chordata, Mammalia, Rodentia, Heteromyidae. Gene Ontology annotation, biological process: proteasome assembly.